AUGGUUUUCAAGAUUGGAAACAUUUAUUUCAUUGCGGCCAUCGCCGUCAUUGGUGGUGGUCUGUUUGGCUUCGAUAUCUCGUCCAUGAGUGCUAUCAUCUCUACACAACCCUAUCUAUGUCAAUUCAAUGAACAAGGCAAUGGCGACGAUGGCCUUUGCCGUGGCCCAUCAUCCAAUCUCCAGGGAGGAAUUACUGCAUCUAUGCCGGCCGGUUCGUGGGGCGGCGCGUUGGUAUCCGGCUUCAUUUCUGAUAUACUCGGCCGAAAGACCUCUAUUCAGGUCGGAUCUAUCAUCUGGGUCAUUGGCUCCAUCAUCUGCUGCGCCUCGGUCAACAUUCCUAUGCUUGUUGCCGGCCGUGUCAUCAACGGUAUCAGUGUCGGAAUCUGCUCUGCGCAAGUCCCCGUUUACAUCACCGAGCUGGCGCCACCCUCCAAGCGUGGAAGACUGGUCGGUAUGCAGCAAUGGGCCAUCACCUGGGGUAUCAUGAUCAUGUUCUUCAUCUGCUACGGCUGUAGCAAGAUCAGCGGCGCCGCCGCCUUCAGAAUUCCAUGGGGUCUUCAGAUGCUCCCUGCUGUGCUGCUCUUCCUUGGUCUUCUUUUCAUGCCCGAGUCGCCCCGUUGGCUAGCCAAGAAGGAUCGCUGGGAGGAGACCAAGGAGGUUCUCACUCUCGUGCACGGCAAGGGCGACCCCAACUCCACCUUUGUGGCCAAGGAGCUGGCCGAGAUUCGGGAGGUGGUCGAUUUUGAGCGCCAGAAUGCUGAUGUCAGCUGGUUCGAGCUCUUUAAGCCGAACAUGAUCAACCGAACCCAUAUUGGUAUUUUUACCCAAAUUUGGUCCCAGCUCACAGGCAUGAACGUCAUGAUGUACUACAUUACGUAUGUUUUCACCAUGGCAGGCCUUGGAGCAGAUGUGCUGCUUCCUAGCAGCAUUCAAUUCAUCAUCAACGUCGUAUUGACGGUUCCGGCACUUAUCUGGAUGGAUGCCUGGGGUCGUCGACCGACUCUACUCAUUGGUGCCUUCUUCAUGUGCCUGUGGAUGUGCAUCAAUGCUGGUCUGUUUGCAGUCUACUCCCGCCCUCCUGUCGAAUCGGACCACUUCACAACCGACUCCGAGUCAAUGGCCAUCUCCGGCGCCCCAGCCAAGGCCGUCAUCGCCUCUACCUACCUCUUCGUCGCCUCAUACGCCCCGACUUGGGGACCUGUAUCUUGGACCUACCCCCCGGAGCUGUACCCUCUGCGCGUCCGUGGCAAGGCGGUGGCACUCGCAACCUCUGCUAACUGGGCUUUCAACUUUGCCCUGGCCUGGUUUGUGCCUCCCGCUUUUGCUAGCAUUACCUGGAAGGUUUACGUGCUCUUUGCCGUCUUCCUCGUCGCCAUGUUUCUGCACACUUUCUUUCUCUUUCCGGAAACAGCCAACAAGCCCCUCGAGGAGGUUGAGGCGAUCUUCGACUACAGCAAGCCUGGAUCUAUCAAGUUUAUUGGCACUCCUGCCUGGAAGACACACAACGACCGUAGCGUCAUCCGAGAGGAGCGCAACAUGGUUACUCCAGAGGAGAAGCUUGCUGUCGAGGCUGAGCACAAGGAUAGCCACGAUGCCAUCUAG
Molecule: messenger RNA, 1602 nt
Organism: Pestalotiopsis fici W106-1
Lineage: Eukaryota; Fungi; Ascomycota; Sordariomycetes; Amphisphaeriales; Sporocadaceae
Exons: 4
Coding region: 1-1602 (533 amino acids)
Biological process (GO): transmembrane transport; carbohydrate transport
Cellular component (GO): membrane
Molecular function (GO): carbohydrate:proton symporter activity
Source: RefSeq, a predicted model, not a curated record